Penicillium cosmopolitanum is the source of this 582-nucleotide messenger RNA. RefSeq lists its product as uncharacterized. The transcript has a single exon. NCBI's taxonomy places the organism in Eukaryota, Fungi, Ascomycota, Eurotiomycetes, Eurotiales, Aspergillaceae. The coding region runs from base 1 to 582 and encodes 193 amino acids. The record is from RefSeq and is a predicted model, not a curated record.
AUGGGCCAGGACGACUGGCUCAUCGCCUUCGCCCCAAUAACCCUAAUCUCGACCGGCGGGUUCCUCGCGACAAAUUUCUUCCACAACCGCGAAAGCACAGGGGACAUCGACUACCUUCUCGAACCACAGUGGGCGCACGACAACGAUAUCAAAAAGCCGCUCCGCGACGCGAUGACCCGCGCCGCGCGCCAUCUAGGAUUCAUCGACGACUGGCUCAAUGACGAAGUAGCCUUCUUCGUACCGGAUAACCACCGCGAGUUACUCUUCGAGAAAGCCGAGGAGCAGAAUAUCGUGCUGUGGGAAGGGGCGUAUCUGCGCGUUCUCGCGGUGCCGCUGGAGUGGGCGCUGGAGCGUAAACUUCGUCGCAUACAUAAUAGUCGAAGACAUAUUAAGCGCGGGUCGGAUAUUUCGGAUGUCGUGGCUAUGUUGAAACAUUUGCGGACGCAGGCUGGUGGUCCGUUGAAUCGGGAAUAUGUGAGGACGAUGAGCAUUUGCUCGUUUGAGAUGCCGCCGGAUAAACACACCAUGAACGAGAUAGCAGCGGCUUAUCGAGACAAAUAUAAUGAAGAGGCUUUUCUAUAG